Molecule: messenger RNA, 4359 nt
Organism: Gigantopelta aegis
Lineage: Eukaryota; Metazoa; Mollusca; Gastropoda; Neomphalida; Peltospiridae
Product: rac GTPase-activating protein 1-like
Exons: 20
Coding region: 99-2075 (658 amino acids)
Biological process (GO): signal transduction
Source: RefSeq, a predicted model, not a curated record
CAACAAUCCAGUCAAGGUAUUUGAUUGGUUAAAAUGAUCGCUGUUUGAAAACAACCGCGGGAUGUUGAAAUCGAAUACACCGUGAAACAAAACAAAAAAUGCGGAGGAUUCAGUCAAACCACAAGUUGUCCAGAGUGGCGAUGUACGAUGACUUGCUUCGUACAGCAAGAGUUCUUCGUGAGUCGUGCGAACCAGAGUUCCGCACAUUUGUGCGAAAUCAAAGUUUGUGUCGAAAAAAAUGGAAUGCUGCCGAGUCAAAGGUGGAAAGUCUGCAUGAUCAAGUUAAACAGCUGCAGGCAGAGAAAGCAGCUCUGCACACUCGAUUGAAACAUUCAUGCACGACUGUUGAUACAGAAAUGCACAAGAGGAAGCAAGUUGAAUAUGAAAGAGAAAUGUUGGACCGCCAACUGGCUCUUAUCCGUGACCUUCUGAAUGACCGGAACAACUGUACCAUCCAGAUGAACGAGCGAGAUCGAGAGCGCUUCAGUGCCUUAAUUAACACAACGCAGACUAAGUCCAACUAUGAGCAGGAUUCUCCUUCCAAACGGUUGAACACCAUCAUGGAAUCGUCGGCGUCAAUACUGUCUGAUGUUGACUAUGAUCCAAGUGAGGGAGACAUCGAUAUCUCCUGUCUGAAUGGUGGGCGCCGGCGUUACAGCAAGCGGCAUAGUCCCUCGGCUCCACCAAUGGAAGACGAUUACGGGAGAUACUCACCUAAACGACACAGGGUUGAUGAUGAUGAUCAUGACAAUUCGAUCAUCACAACGACUACGAUUACUGUCAACGAGCAUGGCAAUCCAGUGUCGGCGACCACAGAGGUGUCCGUUCCCAAACUGAACCGGAGUUUCAGCGAACCCGCUCUCGACAAGCAUUUUAACCCAGCUCUAGUCAAUGACAGGGAUGCAGACAGUGAACCCGAGUCGGAUGAGUCAUAUCUUGGGACUCCACGGAACAGAAACAACAGUCGGAUGCGAUCACAGCGAGGGAUCCUGAAGAAAUCAAAUACACCGACGCUCGGUAGAAGCAGUUCGGCAGGGAAUGGUCUGAACAGAGUUCAUGUGUUUAUGUCGAAGUCCGUCAUGAUCCCGGAGACGUGUAUACCAUGUGGACAGAGGAUAAGAUUUGGGAAAAUGGCCAUGAAGUGUAAAGAUUGCCGUUCUGUGUGCCACGUGGAGUGUAAAGAUAAUCUUCCUCUUCCCUGUAUUCCGUCCUGUCCAAACACACCGGGCAACAAAAGUGCUAAAAUUUCCGGGGGUUUAAUUUCGGACUACACACCAAGUGAUCCACCAUAUAUACCAGGACUUGUGGUUCAUUGUGUCAAUGAAAUAGAAUCUCGUGGACUUGAUGAAGUUGGCAUCUACAGAGUACCGGGCUCUGACAAAGAGGUUAAAGAAUUGAAGGAGAAAUUUUUAAAGAAGAAAGGAACACCAAACCUGGCCAAUAUCAGUGAUAUCCAUGUGGUGUGUAGCUGCCUGAAAGACUUCCUGCGAUCCCUGAAGGAGCCUCUAAUUACAUACGGCCUGUGGAGGGAGUUUGUCAAUGCUGCAGAAAGACAGAACCAGCAGGAAGCCAUAGACCUGAUUUGCAAGGCUGUGAUCAAACUCCCUGUAGCAAACCGAGACACCCUAGCGUUUCUCAUUCUUCAUCUUCAGAGAGUUGCCGAGAGUCCCAAGUGCAAGAUGCCCGGAGGAAAUCUGGCCAACAUUUUCGGUCCUACAAUUGUGGGUUACUCGUCUGCGGAACAAAACCCUAAAACAGACCUCUUCAUGGAAACACGGAAACAGAAAAUGGUAAUGGACUUGCUCUUGAGUGUAUCUACCGAUUACUGGGUACAGUUCAUUGAGGUUGAGAAUAUUUCUCUCUACCCAGCGAUUGAGCCCUCUACAGCCAGAACACCUGACACAGUUCCUCGUAGUCGACUAGGACCUGUUCUUACACCAGGAUCAUAUGAAAACCAGACGAUGCAUAUGCAGUCGAGAACUCAGAACAGUUGCACUCCAACACUGCCAAACAGAACAUCAAGAAAUACAUCACGGAAUCCAAGACAUUUCUUCGCAUCACCAUUUGUGACAUGAAGUCUGAUGGACUACUGACAAUAACUUGACAUUUUCAUAUAUCUACUUCAUGUCAAAAUGUUUAGCUGUCACAAGUUGUAGUUGUGCACAAACAUAUCAACCGAUACAUAUUUCAUAGUAUUGCAUGUACAUGUUUUUCAGUAACUUGGAAAGUAGAUUUACAUAUGCAGAUACUUAGUCUUCUCAAAAUGUUACAAGAUUACAAUAAGCAUUUUGUAACUUGAUUUUCACUAGAAGGAAUAUAAUUUCAUAAAUAGCAAAAUACUCUUUACCAUCCCAUAUCAGUAAAGCAAUUGUUAUUUCCUCAGGACAAAACAAUCCUAAUUUUAUAUUUCUUUAUAUUUUUUAUUUGUAGAGAAUGCUUAACUCUUCUUUUGAAUUGAAACUUCCUCAGGUAAAUAACUAUAUUUUUUAACCUUAGAAAUUAGGAAUGAAUAAAUUAAAAUGGUGUCACUUUACAAAGUUCUCAGAUAUAAAAUAUCAUCGUUCUGGUAAUUGGGUCCAAUGGUUCGGCUAAUCAUCAAGGUAUAUUAUGUUGUGACGUUUAUUUAGGUUACCAUGACCUAGUUGUAAAGGAUAGGUUUUGAACAACUAGUGUGCAUACAAGCACAUACAGGUUUGUUCCUCUUAUAAAUAGAUGUAUAUAUAUCAUAUGUAUUUUGUUUUUAAUGUGUAGAAUUUUUAUAUUUUGGCAGUAGACUUGAAAUCAUGAUAGUAUUUAGCAUAAUUUAUGAAGGUGCAUUUAUUUAUUACAUUCAUUCCUUAUAUUAAACAUAACAGGAAAAUUAUGGUCCGAUUAAAGGGUUUUGUAUUGUGGAAAAAAAACCCACACCGUCUAAUGGUAUCGUUAAGAUGCCCUUAACCAUAUGUCUGACGCCAUAUAACCGUAAAUAAAAUGUGUUGAGUGCGUCGUUAAAUAAAACAUUUCUUUCUUUCUUUCGUUAAGAUGCAGUCUGUAUUAUUAUUCCGAAAAUGCUGCCCAUGCAUUUGGCAGUAAUGACAGCAACUGUGAUAGGUGUAGUAUCUCUCAUUGAAAAAAAUUCUCAUUUCGACGUGCGACAGAACAUGACAACAGCUGAAGCCUGCUCUGAUUAAAUUGGGUUUUAAACAUUUUCAGUUGUUAAAUAAGGUGAAAAGUAUUGUAGAGAUAGGCAAAUGAAUUUGUUGACAAGAAGUGUCUUAAAAUGUCCAGAUACAGUUGGGUUUUUUCAUAAAGAAUGGGUUUCCUUCACACCAAAGUAUCAGUAAUAAUGGUUUAAAAAGAUAUGUUAUGACUGUAUCUAGAAUUCUUGUUAACAACCAAAUAUAACUUUGCUUUGCUGCAAAUGAGUUUUAGUUUUUCUUUAACGAAUGCACUACACUUGGAUAAAUCUUUUACAAAAUUAUCCAUAGUUCUGUAUAUACUAUGUUCUGUACAAUCGUUUUUAAAACUAUACAUGUACCUGUAUACGAAAUGUUAUUCAACUGUACAGGAUUAUCCAACGAGAACUGCUUGCAGGAUCUUUUAUUCGGUUUGUAAAAUAAUCUCACACUGAAAAUGUCGGAGCACAUUUUGCUAUUGAAAUCUGUGUAUCUGCCCCUUCAGCACGCACACGCACACAAGAGAAUCCUUCAGUCCUUCGAGAAAUAGUUUAAAAUAUUGUUUAUUUAAGUUUUGUCUGAAGAUUUAAAGCCACAACACAUACUUUUUUGUAACAACAGUUUUGUGCCAGGGCCUUACUACAAACAUCUGAAUCACAGGUAUUAUAAUGAAUUUGCCAAAAUUAAUAAUUUAAUCAAAAUGUAAUGUGUAAACAGUAAACAAGGGGGGGAAAACCCUGUAAUACUAAUAGCAUGAAACGUUUUACACUGCCUGAAAACUUGGGUAAGUGGCUUUAAAUAUCCGUAACUGUUCAACUGUUUUUUGACAGACAGUUUCAGACCAUAUUCCAAAUCGUAAAUAGUCUGUUUCCUUUGUUAUUCUACCAUAAUUUGCAGAAUAAAAUGUCUCCAAAAUAAGUAUUCUAUUUGUAGUUUACCACCUUUAAAAUACAACACUGCAAGCGGUUUCUCUUUGUAUUAUAGUGGAUAUGUCUAAGCUGAAUCGACAUGAGAUUACAACGGUUUAUAGACCUUUUCAAGUUAUAAACCUGUUAUUUAGGAGCAAAAAAAUGAGUCUAGUUGAUACAAUUUCAUUGACUAGAUACAUGUUGGUUUAGAUGGUCCAGUGUAUUUGUUUAUAUUGCUAUUUGUGUAUGCUGCAGUCUUUCAUAUUCUUCACUUGGAAAUAAAAUCAUAAUGCAUC